This is a messenger RNA of Prunus persica (peach), 2374 nucleotides long. RefSeq names its product protein NRT1/ PTR FAMILY 8.1. The transcript is spliced from 5 exons. Gene Ontology annotation, biological process: transmembrane transport; oligopeptide transport. Gene Ontology annotation, cellular component: membrane. The record is from RefSeq and is a predicted model, not a curated record. NCBI's taxonomy places the organism in Eukaryota, Viridiplantae, Streptophyta, Magnoliopsida, Rosales, Rosaceae. The coding region runs from base 530 to 2239 and encodes 569 amino acids. Gene Ontology annotation, molecular function: tripeptide transmembrane transporter activity.
AUUGAGUGGUUUGCUUUUGCCUCUGUUGUUCAUGAAAUGUUUUAGAAUGGAAGUUUGAGGCUUGACUUAAUUAACAGCGUGGAAAAGAAAUCCUCUGUGUGUGCCCAUUGUCUUUCUUGGUUUUCUUUAUUAAUUUUUGGGUUGUGGAGUUUGUCCUUUUCUUGAACAAACUGAUUUUGACUUUCAUGAUGGUGGUGAUGACAUUGCUUAGGUUUUACUUAACUUUUGCUUAUUUGUGUUUAUGGAAUUUUGAUUGAUUUUUCUUUCUUUUUUUUGGUUGAGAGAAUGGGAUUUUGAUUGAUAAAAUAGGGUUUGUGGAUUCUUUGAUGAUGGGAGGCUCCAGUUAUUGGAGAUAAAGAAAACUAGUUUGCUAAAUUGCGCUUAGUAUAUAUAUAUAUAUAUCUUAUGCGUUGUGCAGAUUCUGCUCAAGAACAUUUUAUUCUUGGUGGACCAGUUGUUGUGUCUUUGGUUUUAGAUACUAAGAAAAACAAGGCCUGGAACUUGGAAGAUAGCUAAUCUGCAGCACACUAUGGGGGAAGAUGAUGAUUAUACCAACGAUGGGACUGUGGACAUCCAUAAAAAUCCUGCUAACAAGAAGAAGACUGGAAAUUGGAGAGCAUGCGGCUUUAUUCUUGGAAAUGAAUGCUGUGAAAGACUGGCAUACUAUGGAAUGAGUACCAAUCUAGUGAACUAUCUUGGGAAACAUCUCAGCAUGGGAAAUGUCGCUGCAUCAACCACUGUUACUAAUUGGUCCGGGACGUGCUACGCCACUCCAUUGAUAGGAGCCUUCCUAGCUGAUGCAUACUUGGGAAGAUAUUGGACAAUUGCCAUCUUUUCAGUUAUUUAUGCUCUUGGGAUGACUUUCUUAACACUCACUGCCUCUAUCAAAGGACUAAAACCGUGGUGCGAUAAAUCUGGUUGCCAGGCAACAUCAUCACAGAGAGCAGCCUGCUUUGUAGCACUGUACAUGAUUGCACUUGGCACUGGUGGAAUCAAGCCAUGCGUUUCAUCUUUCGGUGCAGAUCAAUUUGAUGAAACUGAUGAGACUGAGAGGAAGAAGAAGAGCUCAUUCUUCAAUUGGUUUUACUUGUCAAUCAAUAUUGGUGCACUUAUUGCUUCCACAGUUUUGGUCUGGAUACAAAUGACUGUGGGAUGGAACUGGGGGUUCGGAAUCCCAGCGGUUGCAAUGGCCAUUGCUGUUGUGUUCUUUUUCUUUGGCAGCAAGUUAUACCGUCUUCAAAAACCAGGAGGGAGUCCCCUCACAAGGAUUAUUCAGGUCAUUGUUGCAUCCAUCAGGAAAUGCAAUGUAAAAGUUCCAGCUGACAAGUCUCUUCUCUAUGAGACUCCAGACGAGGAGUGUAAUAUCCAAGGAAGCCGCAAGCUUGAGCACACAGACAAGCUAAGGUUCUUCGACAAGGCUGCUGUGGAAUCAGAAACUGACCAUGCCAAGGACUUGCCAAAUCCAUGGAGGCUCUGCACAGUGACUCAAGUAGAGGAGCUAAAGUCCAUUAUCAGAUUGCUUCCAAUUUGGGCAUCUGGGAUAGUCUUUGCUGCAGUAUACAGUCAAAUGAGCACAAUGUUUGUGCUGCAAGGCAACACAAUGGACCAACACAUGGGCCCAAACUUCAAGAUCCCAUCAGCUUCCCUCUCCCUCUUUGACACAGUCAGUGUCAUUUUCUGGGCUCCUAUAUAUGACCAAGUCAUUGUCAAAUUGGCAAGGCGGUUCACUGGCCAUGAAAGAGGGUUCACCCAGCUGCAAAGGAUGGGCAUUGGCCUUGGCUUGUCCAUAUUUUCCAUGGUUGUUGCUGGGAUUUUGGAAGUUGCUAGGCUUGGCAUUGUGAGGAAGAACAAUUAUUAUGACCUUGAGUAUAUACCCAUGUCAAUUUUCUGGCAAGUUCCUCAAUAUUUCAUCAUUGGAUGUGCAGAAGUGUUCACUUUCAUUGGACAGUUGGAGUUUUUCUAUGACCAGGCACCUGACGCCAUGAGAAGCUUGUGUUCUGCUCUCUCACUUACCACAGUUGCUUUGGGUAAUUACCUCAGUACUCUGCUUGUUACUGUGGUAACUAAAGUUACCACAAGAAAUGGGCACCUGGGUUGGAUCCCAGAUAACUUGAACAGAGGCCAUCUUGACUAUUUUUACUGGCUCUUGGCUGCCCUCAGCAUCAUCAACUUCUUUGUGUAUCUGUGGAUUGCUAAGUGGUAUACUUACAAGAAGGUGACAGGGCAGACGAACUCAUAGAGGUUACAGCAGAAAGGCACUAGGAGGAGACUGGCGCUUGUGAAUCUUAUUGCUGGUCUGCCAUUGUAGUUUCUUUUUCUUCUUCUCUUGUUUUUUUUUUUUUUGGAGAUAUUUAGUGAUAUAUCCAUUCUUAGU